AUGGAUCCUUUAUCAAUCGCUGCAGCAUGUGUUGGUCUCCUAAGUGGGCUCACAACUGUGUCAACCAAGAUUCGGUCUUUGACUAUCGAAGCGAACAAUACCAGUGCCGAAGUGAUCGCUCUUCAAAAAGAACUUGACUUAUUCCAACGCAGUCUAGGAAUGUUCUACGGAAGUGGUAUGGCUGACAGUUAUCCGGAACAUCUUCGCCCUGACCUUGACACCAUCGUUCGUGAAUGCCAGCAUGUGGUGAGGGAGAUUGAUACGCUGCUUGACAAGGUUAGAUCGGCUCAUAUCGCGGAGCGAUUUCAGUGGUCGUUCACUAUUCGGGACGAAGUCGUCCGCUUACACCGCAACCUAGAAGGCCAUAAGUCAGCUAUCACUAUUGCAAUUGCUUUCGCAUCGAUGUCAAUGACCAAUGGCAUCAAGUCUGACACCUCGAGUAUACGAAGUAAGACAGCCCGUAUUCCAGAAAUUCAGAAUCAGCUCGCUCUCUUGAUUUCAGCUAUCCAGUCCUCAGAUGAUGCCAAUCCAUUACGGAGACAACCAUUGAAUCUUGCUAUGGAUGGUACACUCAGACGGGCCGGCAGUGCAACAUCACACGGGACAAGACUGUACAGCAACGAAGAUCCAUUUCAGGAUCAGGAUUCAGUCUUGGACGUACGGGUAGUAGAGCAAGCAGGACUCGAGGUCGUGCGCAACUUCAGUGCUGACGACAAGUACGGGGCUUCAGCGUCGCGUUCCCUCAGUCAAGAAAGUUUUGCAGAACAAAGACGAGAACCAGCAUCUGCGAACACUUCACGCGUUCUUAAGCCUCUGUCCUAUUCUCAAGUCGAACAACAUCUACAGAAGCCAAAUCCUGAAAAUGUGCUGCUCAAGCUUCCAGCAGUGUCGAGAAAGAACUCCGCGCUCUCGAUACCUUUUCUGAAGCCCAGGGUAUUUUCCUCUUCAUCUGAUAGUGUGACGAUACUCAAUCAGAUCUCUCCAGGAGUGACCAAAGAGUGGUUGAAUGCGUUGACAAAUCAACUUCAAGCUGUACGUGUGGUACUCGAUCAUCAUGACAAGGAUAUUCUUGAACGCAGCCGCACCUAUGCACCCCAGAACAACAACGCGAAAACUGUCGACGCUUUUCAAGAAGCCAUGCGACUUCGAGACGAGGGUGAUAUGUUUUCUGCGACAGAAAAGCUGAAAGAUUUAGCUGAGCUGGGCAAUGUUCCUUCACAAAACAUGUAUGCACUGUCUCUCCGUCAUGGUUGGGGUUGUCCAAGAAAUGACACGUUAGCGUUGGCAUACCAUGUUACUGCUGCAGGUCUGUCCAUUAUGCUAGAAACGAGCAUACAAAGAGAAGAGAAAUGGUUCACAACUUCGACAAAAGAUCAACUUCGGUUAGCGUUGUUCGAGAUUGCAAGCUCAAAGCGUUGGGGCUGGGGUUGUGCUAUUGAUGCGAAAGACGCCAAAGCAUUCUAUGCUGCAGCCUCAAAUCUUGAUGAUGUUGACGCGAUGCAGGAAUUAGCUUGGUGUUGCCUGACUGGAUUUGGUGGGAAGAAAGACAAAUUCGUCGCAGCUCAAUACCUGAGACUGGCUGAAAAGAGUGGUUCAAAAGUGAUUGGCAAUACGUGGAUAUGGAAGGAGAAGUACGAUCUCAAGUCGUCCGGCUGA
This is a messenger RNA of Lithohypha guttulata, 1656 nucleotides long. RefSeq lists its product as uncharacterized. NCBI's taxonomy places the organism in Eukaryota, Fungi, Ascomycota, Eurotiomycetes, Chaetothyriales, Trichomeriaceae. The record is from RefSeq and is a predicted model, not a curated record. Bases 1 to 1656 code for a protein of 551 amino acids. Gene Ontology annotation, cellular component: cell division site. The transcript has 2 exons. Gene Ontology annotation, molecular function: protein binding. Gene Ontology annotation, biological process: negative regulation of G2/M transition of mitotic cell cycle.